Molecule: messenger RNA, 630 nt
Organism: Clonostachys solani
Lineage: Eukaryota; Fungi; Ascomycota; Sordariomycetes; Hypocreales; Bionectriaceae
Source: the annotation of a GenBank genome assembly
AUGGACCAUCUCUCUCGACACCAGAUAGCUGACGCUUACUUGGUAGCUAUCCUCUCGAUGGCUUGCGUCUGCCUCUUCAUCGCCCUCAAGUUUCAUCACUCGUGGUCGCGCGAGGCAUGGUUGGUCUUCUUGAUUGGAGGAUGGAUCAUGUUAGAGCUGAUAGCUUUGAUUCUCUUCUCCCUUGAAGUUAGCCAGAAGGCCAAACUGCCACGGGUUCUUUCAAGUUCCAUUUAUCUUAUUUUGGCAAUAAUGUCCCUGUGGGGAGUUGCCAUAGUUCAGAUUGUCGCGAUUACGUAUACAUUCGCAGUUAUAGUCAAGAAAGAUUGGCUAUGGAAAUGCCUUGUCGUUCUCGAGUGCAUCGAAGUCAUACUGGUUGUUAUCUUGGCACUGGUUCCAAACGUCCUUGCACCUCUUGAACUUGCCUACAUCGCACCAAUUACUUGUCAAAUAGUCACCCUCGGCGUAUUGUAUCUUGCUUCCCGGGGUGUCCCAUUUGAGAGAAAUCGAAUGAUCAAUCACUUAUCAGUGUUGGGCUUGUGUGUCAUCUUGAUCUCAGGAACGUGGGUUAUCGGCUUCCGGAGGGCUCUCGCCGAAACUCUCACGCAGAUGAAGGCUCAGAACUCGAAUUGA